Molecule: messenger RNA, 1989 nt
Organism: Stylophora pistillata
Lineage: Eukaryota; Metazoa; Cnidaria; Anthozoa; Scleractinia; Pocilloporidae
Product: RYamide receptor-like
Source: RefSeq, a predicted model, not a curated record
GUGAGCAGUGCGCUCAUCACGAAUAUUCCACACUAAGUUAAAAGCCCAAACUCGGGUUUCUGUACAACUGCAAAAGAGAGAAACUUGCUAAGUGUGCUGUAGAACUCUAUACUGCUGAAACACAAGAUGUCAGGAAAUUUGAACACAUCGAUAAAUGGAACACACAUGCACCUGCACUGCUUCAAUCCUACAGUGAACAAAGUCGUGGAAACACUGUUUGACUGCGCGAUUUUCGUUUUCUCUCUGGUGGGAAAUAGUUUGAUUUCGAUCAUCGUGUUCAAGUCUAGAGCCAUGAGGAAACCAAUCAACUUUUUAAUCGUAAACAUGGCUAUGUCUGAUCUGCUCUUUGCGAUUUUCGUAGUCCCACCGAACCUGGUAGGGAUGCACUUCCAAACCUCGUUCCUGGUUGAACCUCAAGGCGAGGUCUUCUGCAAGCUAGUAGAGUUCAUGAUCCACGUAUCUGCCUCUGUGUCAGUUCAGAGCCUGGUUCUUAUAGCAGUGGAUCGAUUUGGAGCUGUGGUAUAUCCUCUUCGACCACCACUCAUCACUUCCAAGUUGUGCUGUUUCUUAAUUGUUGCCACUUGGAUCAUCUCAUUCGGAAUCUACUCCCCUUACUUUCUUGGUUCUCAUCUGGUAAUGUAUCCUGAUGGAAUACUCCUUUGUCAGACCCUUUAUCGUGAAGUCUUAAAUGAAGUUUUCGUGUCCUUCACUUACGAUACGGUAGUUCUGACUCUUUUCCGCUGUAUUCCUUUGGUUUUGAUAGCUAUAGUAUAUAUAGUUAUUUAUUUAAAACUCAAACGACAGAAAAUACCCGGCGAAAGAUCGACCAACAAUGGCGAUCAACUUAGAAAGAGAGAAAGAAAUGUGCUUAAGAUGUCCAUUGCUAUCGUGUUGGCGUUUGCAAUAUGCCUGUUGCCGUUGAGCAUUUUCAAAAUCGUUGUGAAUUACGUACCGAUCGUACGUUCUUGCGGUUGGGAUCGCUUCGAACUAACUUGCUACGUUUUGGCUAAUUCAAACUGUGCAGUGAACCCUUGCAUUUGUUUUAUUUUUAGUAGAAAUUAUUGUCAAAGGCUGAAAAGUUUGCUUAGCUGCUUUUCCGCCGAACAGAGGGCUAAUCAAGUGCAAGUCAAAAGAGCAGAACUGCCCCGACUGUUGAAUUGUGCAGAUUCUUUAGCCGAACCUCGUGAGGAAAGGAAAGUACAAGAGGACGGAAAUUUAUGAGAAAGUGCCUUCACAUUUGCCACGAUAAGCAAAGUGGACUGACAAGCCCCGGCAGGGAAGUCAGAAAGGACUCGGAAGAGAAAAACGCAAAUAUUCAGCAGAAACAAGAUGGGAAAAGGAAAAUGGGAUAUUAAAAUUAAUUUUUGUUAAGAUAAGUGGAUGGGUUAGAAUCGAUGCAACAUCGUUGACAUGUAUCGAUUCCAAGGCUCCCUGCAGUAGCUUGUACUUCAAGGUUGAACUGCGGCACGACGUGGAGUUUCACGUCAAUUUUAUUUGAAGCUGCAAUCUGAACUGGAUCAGAUCUUCCCGCUUUCGGGCUGGAAAGUGAUAUGCCCAUAUCAGGCAGGAUAGAUAGAUAUUUAUGUAAAAUAAUGAACUACGAGGGAGGUAUUCCUAAAGUGAGCUCUCCAAAAGGAUACCUCAAUACAAGAGAGGAGGAAUGUUUUGAAUUGGGCGAAGUUUAUUCACUAGAAUGAUCACAUAUUGUUUCUUGAGGGCAAACUACGAAUGCUUGAUGUUUAAGGGCUUAUCCACGUUGAGAUUAAUCCAGAAUAUCAAAUCCAUCGCAUUUUACGAAAAGUUAGAAGUUGCAUUUUAUGAACUCUUUAAAUUCGCAUUUUAAUAAUCAACACUUUGAUAACCAUGCAAUAAAACAUAAGGCCAUUUAUUUGACCUAAUUACACCUAAGGGUUGUUCAUGUUUAUGAGUCGUGUUUUCCAGAGCGUUGCUUAACGGUUACCUCCUACCUUCAGAGGUCUAAAAAGUGUU